Serpula lacrymans var. lacrymans S7.9 is the source of this 1263-nucleotide messenger RNA. RefSeq lists its product as uncharacterized. The coding region runs from base 1 to 1263 and encodes 420 amino acids. The transcript is spliced from 3 exons. Lineage: Eukaryota; Fungi; Basidiomycota; Agaricomycetes; Boletales; Serpulaceae. The record is from RefSeq and is a predicted model, not a curated record.
AUGACCACAGCACGCGAUACAUCCGCAUGUCCAGUUCUCACUGGACCCAACAAUUUUCAGAUAAGGAAACUCCGGAUCAUCUCAAAGCUAUGUCGGGAAAAAGUUCUCCGGGUUGUUACUGGAGAGGAGCUUAAGCCCUCACCAGGAAAACCUACCUCCUCGGAGGAUCCUGAGAUCACCUGGAUACUUAAGGAUGAGAAGGCACAUGGAAUCAUCCAGGACCACAUCUCUGAUGCCCUCCUAAUGAGGACUGGAGACCUCACCAGCUCCAAGGAGUUAUUUGAUAAACUUGUCUCACUCCAUCAAACGUCCAACAUUGCCUCGGCCUUUUAUUCAUUCCAGCAACUCACCAAAUUGUCCUGGGAUGGGACAUCACCUAUCCAGGACCACAUUGCAAAAAUCCAGACAAUUGAUUCACACCUCUCCGGAAUGGAACUAGGAGUUGAUACCAAACCAUGGCUUUCACUCUUCUCCAAUCUCUCCCAUGCACUCCUAAAUGGCAAAUAUUUCAUUGAGAUCCGGAUCACUGCAGAAGUUGCACGACAGUCAGGAAAGGCCCCUGGAGGAGAUGUUCCACAAGCAAUGGAACCAUAUCAGCAUGAAGAUGUUCCGAGAGCAGUGGGGCAAUACCUCCAUGGAGACGUUCCAAGAGCAGUGGGAGCACCUGAUCAGCUAAGACACCCUCCACAACAGUCUCUACAACCAAGACCUGAACACUGGCCAUCUUCAGAACGGAAAGCCAAAGUAGAGUUACAGUCAGUGGGAGGACAGCCCCUCAACAUACAGCCAGCUGAUGUGGAAAAAGUCCGAAUACAGCUAGACAGCCUGUCCAUUGGAUCAGCUUCUGGAAGGCAUACAAUACCUCCAAGGAGUCAUCCAACACCUCCGAGGAGUGAUUCAACACCUUCAGGAGUGAGUGGGGCAACAAAUACACAAAUGUGUCUACUCCUUGGAGUACCUGCACAAGUUCCUAAAAGAGCAGUCAUGCCUGCUGAAGCCCUAGGAGUAUGCAGAAGCAGUCGCCAGACCCAUCCUACAGACAAAAACCGAGAUUAUCAAAGGACUCUAGAUGAGGAACAGUCUCGAAAAGAGCAGCAUGACAACUCCAUGGAGAAACCUAACACUCCUGAGGUUCAUGAAGAAACAUCUGAUACAGAGGAGACAUUUUUUGCUGGAAUAGCAAGUACCGGUCCAUCUAACACAGACCUUCCAAGGACACUAAAGGAAGCCUUAUCACGUCCGGAUCCCCCUUACUCACUUUGA